AUGUCGCCACCCACGCCUGCCAGUGGAAGGACGACGCUGGGCAUUUUGGCGCUGCAAGGGGCUUUUGAGGAGCACGAGGCCAUGUUCAAGCUGCUGCCAACGCACCUCACCGAUCGCCUGAACAUUAUCCAGGUGCGGAAGAUGCAAGAACUGGACUCCUGCGACGCGCUUGUCAUUCCUGGCGGUGAGUCCACCACCAUGAAGAUCAUCGCUGGCACCGAUGAGUUCAUGAAGCACCUUCGAGCCUAUGUACGUGGAGGUGCCGGUUCGGACGGUGUGGAGCGCCGGCCCCAUCCGGUGUGGGGGACGUGCGCGGGCUGCAUCUUGCUCUCGGAGGAUGUUGUCAACUCGGUCAGCCAAGGAGAUGGUCCGCAGAUCCAGCCUGCCAAGCGCUGCAAAUAUGGGGAUCCGAUUGGCGGCCUUGACGUGGCGACCUGCCGCAACUUCUUCGGCAGACAGGCGGAGUCGUUCGAAGCUGCCAUCGAGUCUGCAACCGGUGAGGAGCAGGACAGCUCCCCCGGGAAUGGCAGCUACGCCAGGGCCGUUGUCCAAGCGGUCGGUUUGUUCUUGCUUGCGGGGUCUUGCGAGAAGGGGAAGGCAGGGGAGAGCGAGGGGGUGGAGGAGGACACCUCCACGGAGCAGACCUCGUUCACGCGCGAGCGCGCGUUCAGCGGCUCCUCCGAGCAUGAGCAUGACCAUGCGGUGGAAGUGGCAAAGACUGCAACCACAGCGACCAGGAGAACCACCAGGACAACCCGCAGCAACGGACUAUCGCGUCGGAUUACUGAGAAGAUGAUCGACGACGCGCUCCUUGACGAGAAGGCCGCUGGAGUUCACGUCACGGACAACUUUGGUGCCAAAGCAGCACACCUCCGCCGCACGCUGUCACAAAGCUUCGAUCCAGACCAGCUGUCUUGCUGGAGGAAGCCCUUCUUCGCCAUCGUGCGUUGGCCAGGCUUCGAUUCCCUCAUCGGCAUUGUCAUCUUGCUGAACGGGAUGACGAUUGGUUUCGACACCCAGGCAAAGGCUCAAAUCCCCAUCGGCUGCGAUGAGAACUGCAACGACUGCCCGAAUCCGGGCACGGUUUGUCAGGUCACGGCGCCCUGGGUUGGUUACCUCGAUAAUAUCUGCUACGGCAUCUACAUCGCCGAGCUCCUCCUGCGGUUCCUGGCGUUUGGACCCCGCGCCAUCAAAAGUCACUGGGUGAAGUUCGACCUUUUUCUGGUGGCAACAGCCACCGUCGACUUGGUCCUGAAAACGACAGCUCUGGACGCAGAGUUCUUGAAGCAGGUCAUGCUGGUUCGGCUGCUACGCCUGGCCCGACUGGCUCGUUUGGUGCGACUGGUGGUCCAGUUCCAAACUCUGUGGAAGCUGGUCUCUGGCCUCAUGUCCUGCGCCAACACGCUCUUCUGGACCUUCCUAUUGAUCAGCAUACUUUCCUACAUCGCAGCGCUCUUCGGGAUGGACAUGAUUACCUACGACCUGGCGCUGCCUCCGGACCACCCCUACAACAUCGCGGUGCUUGAGAACUUCGGCGCUCUGGAUGAUGCCAUGUUUACGCUCAUGCAGCUCUUUACCUUCGACAGCAUAGCCAGCAUCUACCGGCCCCUGAUCCGGCAACGCCCUUUGCUCUUCUUCUACUUCAUGACAGUUCUGCUGGUUCUGUCCAUUGCCCUGAUGAACCUCGUGACAGCCAUCAUGGUCGAGGGGGCGCUGACCAUUGCCGAGGAGGACAAGGAAGUCCGGAAGACUUAUGAGCAGGCCCGCAAGAAGCGGCAGAUGGCUCAGCUGCGGCUGAUGUUCGAGGAGCUGGACGAAGACGGCUCCGGCGAGGUAACCCUCGACGAGAUCAUGGCCGCACCGGAGGAUGUCAAGCAGAGCCUCUUCGAAAUCGCGGGAACUGAGGACAUCCAGACUCUCUUCGAGAUGCUCGACUUUGACGGCGGGGGAUCUCUGGAGACGGACGAGUUCUGUCAAGGAGUCUUCAAGGCGAGUAGCUCCUCGAAGCCACUGGAGCUGGAUCGCCUGAUGAAGCAAUGCCGAGACAUUCUCAUGAACAGUCGGAAGGCGCAGCAUGGGCUCGCCGACUGGAAGGUCUAA
Symbiodinium natans is the source of this 2100-nucleotide messenger RNA. NCBI's taxonomy places the organism in Eukaryota, Dinophyceae, Suessiales, Symbiodiniaceae. The record is from the annotation of a GenBank genome assembly.